This is a messenger RNA of Miscanthus lutarioriparius, 639 nucleotides long. Lineage: Eukaryota; Viridiplantae; Streptophyta; Magnoliopsida; Poales; Poaceae. The record is from the annotation of a GenBank genome assembly.
AUGCCCGGCCAGCCACACCUCCGUGGACACAAUGCUGUCCCAGAGGUCGCGGAUGCCCUGAUCGUCCCUGUUCUACCGCUACCAACGCCAAGCAACAGGAGGAGAAGGAAGCAGAAUGCCGCGGCCUCGCCGAGCGGCGGCAGCAGGCGCAAUGUGGUCGCUAGGAGGAGCAGCAUGGUCGUGGCGGCAACGACAACAGUGAAGAGGCGCACCAUACUGACAUGGCUGAUCGACACCGGUUUCCUAUCCGACAGAGAGAAGGUGUUCUACGUGCUAGUGAACAGCGGCGAGGGCAAGGUUGUCUCGGGCGUGGUCACCAGGACAGGAGUCCACUGUGGCUGCUGCGACGCCGUCGUGUCGCUGCCGGCGUUAGAGGCGCACGCCGGCCGCGAUCCCGUGCAGCAGCGGUCGUGGGAAAAGCUCCUGCUCGUGUCUGGCAGCUCCCUCCCGAACCGCAUGGAGGAGGCGUGGGAGAAGGAGAAGCCCACUAGUGUCGAUGCGUGGUAUGAGCCUGUGACAGCACCCGCCCCCGCGCGUCUGAUGCCUAUGACAGCACCACGAGGGAGACGACCGGCCGCGGACGCCACAGGCGAGGGAGACGGACGGUGGGUCGCGAGUGCCGUGGCCAGCCAGACGUAG